Mangifera indica (mango) is the source of this 1358-nucleotide messenger RNA. Its product is annotated as serine/threonine-protein phosphatase 4 regulatory subunit 2-like. Gene Ontology annotation, molecular function: protein phosphatase regulator activity. Gene Ontology annotation, cellular component: nucleus; cytoplasm; protein phosphatase 4 complex. The transcript has 8 exons. Lineage: Eukaryota; Viridiplantae; Streptophyta; Magnoliopsida; Sapindales; Anacardiaceae. Gene Ontology annotation, biological process: protein dephosphorylation. The record is from RefSeq and is a predicted model, not a curated record. The coding region runs from base 230 to 1069 and encodes 279 amino acids.
AUAGUUCUUGAACCUUUGGGGAUCUACAUGUAUUUUACGCUUUACAAUUUUCAGUUUAACUCGCAUGUUUUCUGGGUUCUUCAGUGAUCCAGUUCUAGUCUAUAUCUUCGUCAGAUCGCCAGCACGACCCGAUUCGUCGCGUUCGCCCCAAAUCAGGUCCAGCCUCUCCAGUCUUCAGUAAGCUCUCAUCUUCGUCACGAAACCGAAACUGUCAGAGCAUCCAGUGUGGAUGGCAUCAAAGGAAGGCACUCUGCAGUCAGUUGAUGAACAUCAUCCAGUUGAUCAGCAGCAUCCAGUUGAGCAGGAGCAUUCAGUUGAUCAGCAGCACUUAGUUGAUCAAGGGCAUUCAGUUGAGAAAGAACAUGUAGUUGAUAAAGAACAUUCAGUUGAUCAAGAGCGUUUAGUUGAUCAUAACCAUGACAAAAUGGAUGCUGAUGUCUUGAAUCAUGGAGUUUCAGAACCAAACCCUGAUUUUAAUGAAGAAGAAGUCAGACGCACACUGGAAGUCAUUGCAUCCAGUGGGAAGUUUUGGCAUGAUUGGGACAAACUGAAGAGCAUGCUAUCCUCUCAGCUGAAGCAGGUCCUGCUAGAAUAUCCCGAGUCAAAUAUGACUACUGAACAGCAGACCGCUUCUGUAGGAGAAACUUACCCUGAACUGUUGAAGCGACUUGACGAAGCACUUUUAAGUUUCGAUGAAGGUCCUCCAUUUACCCUGCAGAGGCUUUGUGAGAUCCUUUUGGCUGCUCGGAGUAUUUAUCCAAAACUCUCAAAGCUUGCUUUGGCACUUGAAAAAAAUUUGUCAGUGACAUCCACAUUGACUGUUUGUACUGAUCCAUAUCCACAAGCGGUGAUUCAAACUCCAAAUGAAGCAGAAAAACCAAGUGAAGAGCUUCACUUGCAGUCUAAUUCAAUACAGAAUGGGGUUGAACCUAUAGUUGAAGACAGGGACGAGGUUAUGGCAGAGGUAGAGCAGGGUGAUAUUGACGAUGAAAUGGCCAUUGAUAUGGAAGCUUUAGAGGAGAUAGUUGGAUCAUCAGAAACAGAUGCCACACCAACGACGAAUUCCUAGGUUUCUAGUAAGUCUUUCCAGUCGACUUUCUACCCCGUCUUUACACAUCUCCUGAUUCCAUAUAUUUUCUCUUAGAGAGUGACAUGGCUGAGGUUCAUAUUUCUAAAAUCUUCAACUAAGAGUCAGCAAGGAAAAUGCUAGAUUCUUAUCACAUGAAAUCACCACAAAUUAUAUCUAUUCUUGUAUUUCCUUGGAUGCUAUGCUUUUUGAUCAGGGUUCCUGGCUUGUCAAAUCUAAUGUGUUUUUGUUGUCUCAGAAAUUUUAUGAAUGUUAGAACGGUUCUGUUUUU